Molecule: messenger RNA, 2223 nt
Organism: Protopterus annectens (West African lungfish)
Lineage: Eukaryota; Metazoa; Chordata; Ceratodontiformes; Protopteridae
Gene: BBS4
Product: Bardet-Biedl syndrome 4
Exons: 17
Coding region: 54-1667 (537 amino acids)
Biological process (GO): cilium assembly; protein localization to cilium
Cellular component (GO): ciliary basal body
Molecular function (GO): protein binding
Source: RefSeq, a predicted model, not a curated record
ACUCCAGUCGCCUUGGAGACCAACAACUUCCGGCAUACGUGGGAAAGGGAAAGAUGGCGGAAGAAAACAAACUAACGCUUCCUAUGACUGCAGAACCUCGAAAAACACGCACCAGAAAAGCCCCAGAACUUCCAAUUUUGGAGAGACGGAACUGGCUUAUACACCUACACUACAUCCGUAAAGACUAUGAAACUUGUAAGGCUAUAAUUAAAGAGCAACUUCAAGAGACCCAGGGAAUGUGUGAAUAUGCCAUAUAUGUACAAGCUUUGAUUUUCCGAUUGGAAGGAAAGAUUCAAGAAUCUCUGGAGCUUUUUCAGACAUGCGCAGUUCUCAACCCUCAGAGUAUAGAUAACCUCAAACAGGUGGCACGAUCACUAUUUUUGCUGGGAAAACACAAAGCUGCAGUUGAAGUAUACAAUGAAGCUGCCAGGCUGAACCAAAAAGACUGGGAGAUCUGCCACAAUCUUGGAGUGUGCUACAUGUAUCUGAAGGAUUUUGAAAAGGCAAAGGAACAGCUGAACCUGGCUUUGCAGUACAGCAAACAUGACAAGACCUUUCUAAUGCUGGGGAAGAUACAUUUGUUGGUGGGAGAAACGGACAAAGCCAUUGAUGUCUACAAAAAAGCAGUAGAGUUUUCUCCUGAGAACACAGAUCUGCUGACAACACUUGGCCUGCUGUAUUUACAGGUUGGAGUGUAUCAGAAAGCUUUUGAACAUCUAGGCAAUGCACUGACAUAUGACCCAAAUAAUUACAGGGCAAUCCUAGCAGCAGGUAGCAUGAUGCAGACCCAUGGGGACUUUGAUGUGGCCCUUACCAAAUACAGAGUUGCUGCCUGUUCUGUACCAGAGAGCUCCCCACUUUGGAACAACAUUGGAAUGUGCUUCUUUGGCAAGAAGAAAUAUGUUGCAGCCAUUAGCUGCUUAAAGAGAGCCAAUUACUUAUCCCCAUUUGACUGGAAGAUUCUUUAUAAUCUUGGCCUGGUUCAUCUGACGAUGCAGCAGUAUGCUUCAGCUUUUCACUUCCUAAGUGCUGCCAUCAAUUUGCAGCCCCGUAUGGGUGAACUCUACAUGUUACUUGCAGUGGCGUUAACAAACUUGGAAGACCCAGAGAAUGCAAAGAAAGCCUAUGAUCAGGCAGUAGCUACAGACCAGUCUAACCCACUGGUGAAUUUGAAUUAUGCCAUCCUGCUAUAUAACCAAGGUGAUAAGAAGAGUGCACUUCGCCAGUACCAGGAAAUGGAAAGAAAGGUCAACAAGGCAAAAGAGAGCAAUAUCAGCUUGGAAUUUGACCCAGAGUUGAUUGACAUGGCCCAAAAGCUGGGAGCUGCUCUACAGGUAGGGGAGAGUCUCGUGUGGACAAAACCAGCCAAAGAUUCCAAACCAAAGCAACGUGGGCCAGCUCCAAGCAAGCUGUCUGGUAUCCAGCAACAACCAUUAGGUUCUAACCAAGCUUUGGGACAAGCCAUGUCUUCUGCUGCAGGCUAUGGAAAGUCAAUACCAAUCUCUGCAGGAGUUAGUGGGGGAACUUCUCAAUUACCCAAACCACCUUCUUUACCUCUGGAACCAGAAUUAAGUGUAGAACCAGGUACAACUGAAGCUACACCUUCAGCUGUUGACUCACAGGACAGGAAGAAGGAAAGAAGCAAGGCCAGGAUUGUGACGGAGUGAGGCUGUGUUCUCAGUAACUGUGAUGGACAACAUUAGAAGCAUCAUCCCCAUUGAAUUAAAAUGGUCAUGUAGUUAAAAAACGUGGAGGAACAAAUUAUUUUGAACUGGUAUACAAGACUUUUGAAGACUGGUAAGAGUCUAUGAUGACCAUUUUGUAUAAUGGUUCCUACAUCGCAUACUUCAAGAUGGCUUUAUAAGCUUCCAAAUGGAUCUUUUAUCAAGAACUGCUAUGAAGUUGGCUUAGUAAACAGUAGCUUAUGAACACAAAAUAUGAAUAAAAAGACCGCACCAUGAAAUGGUUAAGAUGUUUCCAAAAUAAAAUCUAUUUAUCUUGUGCUGUUGGGGAAAUGGAAUCACUUUUCAGUAAAUGGAUAUUGUGAUCGUGUGUCUUCUUCCUUAUUGCCAUGUCCAGUAUCACUGUUGUAGAAGCCUAUGGAUUGCUGGAACUGUGUACUGGAGAAGAUUGGUAACUGAUAUAUAAGGAAUGAAAAAUGUUAUGAACCAGAAUUAGGACAUUUUCUGCCCAAAAGUAAAUGAAAGUAUACUCUAUAGCUUG